Messenger RNA from Sesamum indicum (sesame), 684 nucleotides. Its product is annotated as monothiol glutaredoxin-S9. NCBI's taxonomy places the organism in Eukaryota, Viridiplantae, Streptophyta, Magnoliopsida, Lamiales, Pedaliaceae. The record is from RefSeq and is a predicted model, not a curated record.
AAACAUCCCAGGUUCAGGCAAGCCAAUUUUCUUGCCUCCUCAAUUUCGCACAGUUUUCGUACUGGAAAUUGUGCUAGCUGACGAUUUCUUCUUAGUAUUGUCAAUCAAAUCAACCUUAAACGCCUGUACCGUUUUGUCACUUAUAUAAAGGGGUCGUCGAGGACUGAGAAAAUGGAGAAGAUUGUGAAACUGGCAUCAGAAAAUGGAAUCUUGAUCAUGAGCAAGAGCAGUUGCUGCCUGUGCUACGCGGUGCAGAUGCUAUUCCAAGAUCUGGGGGUACACCCUUUGAUCUACGAAAUAGACCAUGAUCCUGAGGAGAAGGAAAUUGAGAAGGCCCUGGUGAGGAUGGGGUGCAGUGGACCAGUGCCGGCGGUGUUCAUCGGGGGGAAGCUGGUGGGGUCGACCAAUGAGGUGAUGUCUCUCCACCUCAGUGGGUCCCUCAUUCCCCUCAUCACCCCAUAUCAGGCUUUGUCUAAUGUCAAAUGAUGAGUUUGAUGAUGAUGAUGAAGCUGUCUGAUGAUCACCAUCACCUAGUACUGGCUGUUUCUUUAUCUUUUUAUGUUGUAAUGAUAUGUGUGUACUAGAAGAAUAAGAUUUGGUGGCUUAUCAGUGAGCCAGCUCUGUGUAAUUGUUGGCUUAGGACGUUAUUACAUAUAUUGUUGUGGAUAGCUUAAUUUGUACUUA